AUGAGCAUCCAGAACCUGGCUAGUUACGACCCGUUUGCGGAUGUUGGUGAAGAGUCCCCUAUUGAGCCAGUUGCGGAAGAGAAGAAAAAACCCGCUCAGGUCCAGAACUACGUCCACAUUCGUAUCCAGCAGCGCAACGGCCGCAAGACUUUGACUACACUUCAGGGUCUUCCCAAGGAGUAUGAUCCCAAGAAGCUCUUGAAGGCAUUUAAAAAAGAGUUUGCUUGCAACGGCACACUUGUUGAUGACGAGGAGCUCGGUCAGGUUAUCCAGCUCCAAGGUGAUCAGCGUCAGAAGAUUUCCAUGUUUUUGAUUGAAGAGGGUGUUCCGAAGCAGGACGUCAAGGUGCACGGGCGCCAGGGUUUUAAACGUGUGCGAAAGUUUGGCGAGGUGAAACGCCUCAUGAACCCCAAUGAUAAUCGACUCAAAAAUUCCAAGGAGCUGGCCGUUGCCGAGGCAAAGAAAACGGAGGAGAAAAAACGACGGGUUGAACUCGCGGCGUCGUCCAUGUUCUUUCAGCAUAAUAUGGCACUGGGUCCGCCAUACCAUGUUAUUGUGGAUACCAAUUUUAUCAACUUUAGUUUACAGAACAAGAUUGAACUUGUGCAAGGCAUGAUGGACUGCUUGUAUGCGAAAGCAACCCCGUGCAUUACUACCUGUGUCAUUUCCGAGCUGGAGAAGCUUGGUCCAAAGUACCGUGUAGCGCUGCGUGUUGCGCGCGAUCCACGAUUCAAGCGCCUUGAGUGCACACACAAAGGGAGCUACGCGGACGAUUGUAUUAUUGAGCGGAUAAAGAGCCACAAGUGCUACAUUGUCGCUACGUGCGAUCGUGAACUUCGACGGCGUGUUCGCCAGGUACCUGGUAUCCCCCUUAUGUACAUCGCGCGGCACCGCUACCGGAUUGAGCGCCUCCCAGACCAGGGCAACCAGACGUAG
This is a messenger RNA of Malassezia vespertilionis, 936 nucleotides long. It is a transcript of the gene FCF1, whose product is annotated as rRNA-processing protein fcf1. The transcript is spliced from 7 exons. Gene Ontology annotation, biological process: translational initiation. The record is from RefSeq and is a predicted model, not a curated record. Gene Ontology annotation, cellular component: small-subunit processome; nucleolus. Gene Ontology annotation, molecular function: translation initiation factor activity. NCBI's taxonomy places the organism in Eukaryota, Fungi, Basidiomycota, Malasseziomycetes, Malasseziales, Malasseziaceae. The coding region runs from base 1 to 936 and encodes 311 amino acids.